AUGGCGCACAAGCAGGCAGUGAAUGGACAUGCCACCCCCACAGCUCACCCAGAAGACAUCCCAGGAGGAAGUCACUUCCAUCAGGUCAUGCAGCCUGGCAAGCAGGGACAGACGGGUGUGGAGCCACACAGUGUCAGAGAGCCCCAGCUGGGGAGUGGGACCAUUGCUGGGGUGUAUGUGGAGGCUUCCAAGAAGACAAUGAGUUUUUAUGAUGCCACCAGAGAGCACUUCCUGAUGUCUGAGCCAGCACUUGCUCUUCUGGAGGCUCAGGCAGCCACAGGCUUCCUCAUUGACCCGGUGGGGAACAAGCGGCUCUCCGUGGCAGAGGCUGUGAGACUCGGACUGGUAGGCCUGGAGCUGAAAGAAAAGCUGCUGUCUGCAGAGAGAGCAGCAGCUGGCUUCACAGACCCCUACACGGAUGAGAAGAUCUCGCUCUAUCAAGCCAUCCAAAAAGAGCUGCUCGGGCGGGAGCAGGGUGCCCGUCUGCUGGAGGUCCAGAUCGCCACAGGCGGCCUUGUGGAUCCAGCCACCAGCCACCGCAUCCCCAUGGAGGUUACCUACGAGCAGGAACACUUUGGUGACGAGAUGAGCCAGCUCCUCUCUGACCCCAGCUCUGCUGCUGCCAGAGGGUUUCUUGACCCAAACACCAGCGAGAGGGUCACCUAUCGGGAGCUUAAGAAACGGUGCAUCAUCGAUCCGACCACAGGGCUCCUCCUCCUGCCUCUGAAAAUCACCUUCCCGGGGCUGAGAGGGACAGUGAGCAGCAGUGAGCUGCUCAGCUCCAGCAUCAUCGACAUGGACACGUUCAGGGCCCUCCAGGAAGGCCAGGUCUCCGUCCAGGAGGUAGCAGAGAUGGACCAGGUUCAGCAGUACCUGGAGGGCACAGGAAGCAUUGCAGGUGUUGCUGUACUGCCUACCGGUGAGAGGAAGAGUCUGUACCAGGCGCUGACAGAGCACCUCCUCAUGCCAGGCACAGCACUGGCCCUCCUGCAGGCCCAGGCUGCCACCGCCUGCCUGACCGAGCCCACCAAGACCCAGAGACUCUCCGUUGAUGAUGCUGUCAAGGUUGGUGUGGUUGGGCCGGAGCUCUAUGAGAAGCUGUCAUCCGCUGAGAGAGCCGCCACUGGGUACCGAGACCCCUGCACUGGGGAGCUGCUUUCUCUGUUUCAAGCCAUGAGUAAGGGGCUCGUUGCCAGGGACCAGGGGACUUACCUACUGGAGGCCCAGCUGGCCACUGGUGGCCUCAUCGAUCCAGUCCACAAUCACCGUGUCCCAGUGGAGAUGGCCUGCCAACGGGGCUACCUUGAUGAAGACAUGAAGCGGCUCCUCUUCCAUCCCACCCAUGACAUCAAAGGGUUCUUCGACCCCAACACAAAGGAGACCCUGAUGUACGCAGAGUUAUUGGAGAGAUGCGUCACUGACCCAGACACUGGUCUCCGCCUGCUGCCACUCUUCGGAGAUGAUGGGGAAGAGUCUCGGGGUGUGCAGUCCUUCAUUGACCACAGGACCCGAAUGGCUUUGGAAAACACAACAGUACCUGUGGCCUGUGGCAAAUUCAAGGGGAAGUCGGUGUCGCUCUGGAAACUCCUCUUCUCCGACUACUUCACAAGUGCGCAAAGGGCCACACUUACCCAGCAGUGCCGCACCGCGACUCUCUCCAUGCAGGAACUGGCUAAGACCGUCAGCACUGCUGUUCAGCAAAUGGCUUCCACUGCCAAUAUCACCUUUGAAGGCCUGAGGCACAAGGUGACCCCUAGCCAGCUCCUGAGUGCUGAAAUCAUCAACAGGGAUUUGUUUGAGAAGCUGACCCAAGGGGAGACAUCAGCCAGAGAAGUUGUUGGCAUGGACACAGUCAGGAAGUACCUGGAAGGGACAGGCAGUAUCAGUGGGCUGCUGCUGCCCGAUUCCCAGGAGAAAAUCAGCAUCUACCAGGCAAAGAGGAAAGGCCUUCUAAUGCCAGGGACGUCUCUCAUCCUCCUCGAGGCACAGGCUGCCACUGGAUUCAUCAUCGACCCAGCUGCUAACAAGAAAUAUUCUGUGGAGGAGGCUCUACGAGCCAACAUCAUCGGCCCAGAUAUUUACAACAAGCUGCUGGCAGCAGAGAAAGCAGUCACUGGCUACAAAGACCCCUACACGGGCAACAAGAUCUCCCUCUUCCAGGCCAUGAAGAGAGACCUGAUAGUCAAAGACCACGGCAUCCGCCUGCUGGAGGCCCAGAUCGCCACCGGCGGCAUCAUCGACCCCGUUCACAGCCAUCGAAUCCCUGUGGAGGUGGCUUACAAGCGGGGCUACUUCGACAAGAAGAUGAACCUGAUCCUCUCUGACCCCAGCGAUGACACCAAGGGCUUCUUCGACCCCAACACGCACGAGAACCUCACGUACUUGCAGCUGAAGGAGAAGUGCAUCACAGAGCCCUCCACCGGACUCUGCCUCCUGCCUCUGAACAGCAAGAAGCGCCAGUUCAUCGAUGACGCCACCAAAGAAGCCUUCAGGAGCACCUGGCUCCUCGUGAAGUACGGGAGGUUCCGAGGAGAAAGGGUCUCUGUUUGGGACCUGUUGAACUCUGAAUAUUUCAGUGAGGGAAAGCGGCGGGAGAUAUUUAAUCACUACCAGCUGCGGAAGCUCACCCUGGAGCAGAUCAGACUCAUGUUGGAGGAAGAGAUGAAAAAAUGGGCCCACAUCAAAUUCCCAGCCAUGAGAGGCAGCGUCACGGCCUAUCACCUGCUAGAAACUGGCAUCAUAGACAAGGCCCUGUUUGAGAGGGUGCUGGAGGGAGCUGUGAGCCCGGAGAAUGUCCUGCGCAUGGACUCUGUCCGUAAAUACCUCUAUGGCUCUGGCAGCAUCGGGGGGAUUGUGCUCCAGCCAUCAAACCAGAGAAUGAGCAUCUAUGAAGCCAUGAAGCAGAAGAUUAUGAUGCCAGGGGUGGCUCUCCCACUGCUCGAGGCCCAGGCUGCUACUGGUUUCAUCAUUGACCCAGUGAACAACCAGAAGCUGUGUGUUGAUGAAGCUGUAAGGGAAGGGGUUAUCGGGCCAGAACUCCAUGAGAAACUGCAGCACGUGGAAGGAGCCGUAAUGGGCUAUAAAGACCCUUUCACCGGGGAAAAGAUCUCCCUCUUCCAAGCCAUGAAGAAGGGCCUCAUCACCGAAAAACAGGCUAUUCAGCUCAUGGAAGCCCAAAUUGCCACAGGAGGCAUCAUUGACCCCCACCGCGGCCACUAUGUCCCUCUGGAAUUUGCCCAGAAACAAGGCUUCUUGGAUGAGGACAUGAGCAAAACCCUCUCUAGUGCCUCUGACAAUACCAGGGUCUACUGCAUCCCCAACACCAAGGAGCCUGUGACCUAUGCUCAGCUCAUCGCGCGCUGCCAGAAGGACAAAAACUCUGGCCUCCACUUGCUGCCUUUGCCACAGAGAGCGGUGCCUGUCCACACGGAUGAGCAGAUCCAGCAGCUGUUCAAGGAGACCAUGGUGAAGGAGAAAGGGGUCUCCCUCUGGGAGCUGAUCCACUCUGGCUACUUCACUGAGGAGCAGAGAAAUGACUUUGUGGAGAAGUACCGGUCUGAUGACGUGUCUGUCUGGCAGCUGGUCACUCUUGUCCUGAAGCUUGUUGAGGAAAUAGAGAUGAAAGCCCAUACCCACAUCACCUUCGAAGGCCUCAGGGGCAGCGUGCCUGCAGUCUGGCUGCUCGAUACUGGCAUCAUUACUGAGAAGACGUUCGAGGAUCUGGCUCAGGGAACACGAACAGCCAGAGAAGUAGGCGAGAUGGAGAGUGUAAAGAGAUACUUACAGGGCACAGGGAGCAUUGCUGGGAUUUUCAUACAGGCCUCCAAGAAGAGGAUGAGCAUUUACCAAGCAAUGAAAAACAAUCUCCUCCUGCCAGGGACAGGGGUGUUGUUGCUAGAGGCUCAAGCAGCUACAGGAGCUGUUAUAGACCCAGUAACAAACCAGAAACUUGGUGUGGAGGAGGCAGUCAAAGCAGGCAUUGUCGGUGAGGAACUCAUGGAGAAGCUGCUUCUAGCAGAGAGAGCAGUGACCGGUUACACAGACCCAUACACGGGGAACUCAAUCUCAGUCUGUCAAGCAAUCAGGAAAGGCCUCAUUCCCAUGAGUGAUGGUGUUCGCUUAAUAGAGGCCCAACUGGCUACAGGAGGGAUCAUCGAUCCCAUCCACCAUCAUCAUCUUCCUCUUCCUGCUGCCUACAUGCAUGGCUUUUAUGAUGAAGAAAUGAAUCAGGCCCUAUCCCAGCCCACUGCUAACUCCAAAGUCUUCUUUGAUCCAAACACAAAGGAAAACUUGACCUACCAGCAGCUGAAAGACAGGUGUGUCCCUGAUGCUGGGACAGGCCUCUGGCUACUACCUCUGUCUCAAACUGCAAGGUUCACAUUCAAGGGCCUGCGGAAGCAGGUGUCUGCCAGCGACCUCUUCCAGUCUCAGCUGAUAGACAAGAAAACCCUGGAUGAACUCAAGCAGGGACAGAAAACUGUCAAAGAAGUCACAGAGAUGGACUCCGUCCGGAGAUACCUGGAGGGGGGUAACUUCAUAGCUGGAGUGCUAGUACAGCCAGCCAAUGAGAAGAUGAGCAUCUACCAGGCUAUGAUGAGAGGAAUGCUGAGGCCGGGCACUGCGCUGGUGUUGCUGGAGGCGCAGGCUGCCACCGGGUUUGUUAUUGACCCAGUGAAGAACAAGAAGCUGUCAGUGGAGGAGGCACUCGCUGCUGGGCUCAUUGGACAACAGGUCUAUGAGAAGCUGCUGUCAGCAGAGAGAGCAGUGACCGGAUACACUGACCCCUGCACAAAAGGCCUAAUCUCCCUCUUCGAAGCCAUGAACCAGGGGCUGAUCCUCAAGAGCCACGGCAUCCGCCUGCUGGAGGCCCAAAUCGCCACCGGCGGCAUCAUCGACCCCGUGCACAGUCACCGCCUCCCUGUGGAGGUGGCUUACAAGCGAGGCUACUUCGACGAAGAGAUGAACCGGAUCCUCUCUGACCCCAGCGAUGACACCAAGGGCUUCUUCGACCCCAACACACACGAGAACCUCACUUACAUACAACUCCUGGAGAGAUGUGUGCAAGACCCUGAGACUGGGCUGUACAUGCUCCAAAUAGUAAAGCAUGGAGGGACGUACUUCUAUAUCGAUGAGUCAAUGAAACAAUUUUUACGCUCAAAACCCAUUAAAAUGCAAGUUGGCAAGUUCAAAGGCCAAACUGUGUCCCUCUGGGACCUGCUCUGCUCUCAGUACAUCUCAGAACAAAAAAGAAAAGAACUAGUGAAGCAAUAUAAAUGUGAAACCCUGACAGUAGAACAGCUCAUCACAGUUAUCACCACCAUCAUUGAGGAAAUGGAACUCAGAACCCAAGCCCUUAAGGUUAAAGGACUCAGAGGACAUGUAUCUGUGUCAGAGUUAUUCAACACAGAGAUCAUUGACAAGAUAACACUGGACAAUCUGCAAAAAGGAACUCUCACGGUCCAUAAACUGACACAAAUGGACUCUGUCAAGAGGUAUCUGGAAGGAACUGGCAGCAUUGCUGGAGUUCUGCUGUCAGCCAAGAAAGAGAAGAUGAGCAUCUACCAUGCCCUAGAGAGGGGUCUCCUAACACCAGAAUCAGCACUGGUACUGCUGGAGGCGCAGGCUGCCAGCGGCUUUAUCACUGACCCGCUGAAGAACGAGAAGCUGUCCGUCGAUGAAGCCGUCUCCGCCGGCCUGGUGGGCCGUGAGCUUCACGAGAAGCUGCUCUCUGCAAAGUGAGCAGUGACCGGAUUUACAAUCGACCCCUUACACGGGCAACAAAUCUCCCUCUUCCAUGCCUGACAGAGAGACCUGAUAGUCAGACCACGGGGCAUUGCCUUGCUGGAGGCCCAGGAUCGCCACGGUCGGCAUCAUCGACCUGUGCACAAUCACACCUCCCCGUGGAAGGUGGCUUACAAGCGGGGAAGACACAAUGGUAAAGCUAGAGGAAGGAACAACAGACUGCAAAAAGAUAUAGCAAAGAUGGGAUUCCGUAAAAGAGAUUACCUCGAAGGAACUAGCUGCAUCGCCGGAUCCUUGUGCCGUCAAGACGGACCCGUCCAAGGCAGAGAGAUGAGCAUCUACCAGGCCAUGGGGAAGGGGAUUCUGAGGCCGGGCACCGCGCUGGUCUUGGAGGCGCAGGCUGCCAGCGGCUUUAUCACUGACGCUGAGAACGAGAAGCUGUCCGUCGAUGAAGCCGUCUCCGCCGGCCUGGUGGGCCGUGAGCUUCACGAGAAGCUGCUCUCUGCAGAGAGAGCAGUGACCGGAUACACUGACCCCUACACGGGCGGCAGAUCUCCUCUUCCAGGCAUGAAGAGAGACCUGAUAGUCAAAGACCACGGCAUCCGCCUGCUGGGCCAGAUCGCCACCGGCGGCAUCAUCGACCGUGCACAGUCACCGCUCCCCGUGGAGGUGGCCUACAAGCGGGGCUACUUCGACGAAGAGAUGAACCGGAUCCUCUCUGACCCCAGCGACACCAAGGGCUUCUUCGACCCCAACACGCACGAGAACCUCACCUACAUGCAGCUCCUCACAGGAUGCGUCCCCGACCCAGACACGGGGCUCCUGAUGCUUCAGCUGAUGCACAAAGGCUCCGUGCUUUCCAGCUAG
This is a messenger RNA of Chelonoidis abingdonii (Abingdon island giant tortoise), 6609 nucleotides long. The record is from RefSeq and is a predicted model, not a curated record. Lineage: Eukaryota; Metazoa; Chordata; Testudines; Testudinidae.